GUCAGAUUUCCUCUUCGGGCAGGAUGUCCGGCCAGGUCUGCUUCAAUCUUCCGGGUGGCGGCCGGCAGUCAUCACGAGUCUGGCCGGAAGUGUACCUAAUUCAGAAGAGCGCGCAUUGCAUAUACUCGACGCCCCGCUCCCGGCUGUUUAAUUUCAUUUCCUCAUCCACCGGAGCGGAGCAAAUUCCUAACUCAUUGACCGCAGGGGCCCCUCGCCGCCGCCCUCCACCCCCGUUCGGCCUUCUAUCCCGUUGCAGGCUGAAUCCCCGGCUCGAUAGUCCUGACAGCUCUCUGACAGCUUCUCUGUUCUGCGCUCCUAUUUAGCAGUCUAGUCGCGUCUCUUCCUCUUUGUCUUUUCCAUUCUCGCUUGCUUCUCUAGACUUGCGAAAUUACAACACACACAAUCGAAAAGAUGACUAUCGCUGUUGAAGUCCCUCCUGUUGCUGCGCAGCUGCCUGCUGAUUUCCUUUGGGGAUAUGCCACUGCUGCGUACCAAGUCGAAGGCUCUCCCGAAGCGGACGGACGAGGGCUCUCAAUCUGGGACACUUUCUCCCGCGACCCGCGUCACACAGAAGACGGAAAGUCGGGCGACAUCGCCACAGACUCCUACCGACGAUGGGAGGAAGACAUUGCUCUGAUGAAGUCUUACGGAGUCACCGCCUACCGCUUCUCGCUCUCGUGGUCCCGUAUUAUUCCCCUCGGAGGCAAGGACGACCCUAUCAACCCCGCCGGUAUUGAGUUCUACCGCAAGUUCAUGAAGGCGCUUAUUGCCAACGGAAUCGAGCCCAUGGUCACUCUCUUCCACUGGGAUCUUCCCCAGGCUCUGCAGGACAAAUACACCGGUUUCUGCAGCCGGCAAGUUGUCGACGACUUUGUUAACUACGCCAAGGUCUGCUUCGAUAACUUCAACGAUCUCGUCAACCUCUGGAUUACAAUCAACGAGCCCAAUGUCUACGCUCUCAUGGGACAUCUCGUCGGCACCCAGGCACCCGGACGGUCGAGCAACCGCGAGAUCAGCCCUGAGGGAGACUCUGCCACCGAGCCUCUGAUUGUCGGACACAACCUUCUCAUCUCGCACGGAGCUAUUGCUAAGCUCUUCCGUGAGGGAGGAUACAACCUUCCCGGUAAGAAGUUGGGAAUCGUCAUCAACGUCAACUGGGGUGAGCCCUACGAUGAUACUCCGGAGAGCAAGGAGGCGGCUGCUGACUUUAUGUCUGCUUCCUCGGACUGGUUUGCUCACCCUGUCUACCUCGGUGACUACAGCGAGCGCACCAAGCAGGUUCUUGGCCCGAACUUGCCCACAUUCACCCCCGAGGAGAUCGAGCUCGUCAAGGGCUCGUCGGACUUCUUCGGCCUCAACCACUACACCACAUAUCUCAUCCGCCGCCCUACCGCGGAGGUCUCUACUACCAACAUGUUGGGCCGAUUCAUGAAGGGUGUCGAAGUUACUGUCAACUACCCUGACGGAACCGAGAUCGGACCCAAGGCUGGUCUCAGCUGGGUGCGACCGGUUGCUUGGGGUUUCAAGAAGCUGCUGCAGUACCUGUACAAGACAUACGGCAAGGAUAUUUACAUCACCGAGAACGGUGUCAUCUGCCCUGAUGAGAACAAGACUCCUCUUCCCGAGGUCUUGAACGACGACUACAGAAUCAAGUACUUCAGAGACUACAUCGACCAGAUCAUCGCGCUGAAGGACACCGUCCCCGUCAAGGGCUACAUCGGCUGGUCGUUCCUCGACAACUUUGAGUGGCAGGAGGGAUACACCGCCAGAUUUGGUGUUACGUACAUUGACUAUGAGAAUGACUUGAAGAGAAUUCCCAAGAAGUCUGCGUACUACAUGACCGAGUACAUGGGCAAGGCUAUUGCGAAGAAGUGAUCAUUGUGUAGGGUUUUAUGUCAUAUAGCGCUA
Molecule: messenger RNA, 1908 nt
Organism: Myxozyma melibiosi
Lineage: Eukaryota; Fungi; Ascomycota; Lipomycetes; Lipomycetales; Lipomycetaceae
Product: glycoside hydrolase superfamily
Exons: 2
Coding region: 412-1875 (487 amino acids)
Biological process (GO): carbohydrate metabolic process
Molecular function (GO): beta-glucosidase activity
Source: RefSeq, a predicted model, not a curated record